ACGUGGUUUCUUAUCAUAUCACUUAACACAAAAAUUUCAAUCUCUCCCGUAAAAACCGAGCUGUAUCGAAAACAUCAGGAAACUGCGGCAGUUCGUGUUCAAAAAACCCAACAUAUAGACAUGUUCAAGUUGAUUAUUGCGUGUCUUUUCGUCAAUAUAAUCGGUUUUGUCGUCAGUGUGCCGACAAAUAAUCGAUUAGAAUCCAGUUAUGGCUGUAAUUAUGAGGCAUGUCAUCCAGUAGAUCCAGAAAAACUGAACGUUCAUUUAGUGGCACAUUCUCAUGAUGAUGUUGGUUGGUUAAAAACGGUGGAUCAAUACUAUUAUGGAGCUAAAAACUACAUUCAACAAGCUGGAGUUGAAAAUAUUAUCAGUUCUGUUGUUGAAGCACUCGACAGAGAUCCCAAUCGCAGGUUUAUUCAAGUAGAAACAGCAUUCUUUUGGCAAUGGUGGAAAUUACAAUCGGAGAGAACUCGACAAGUUGCCAAAGAAUUAGUAGAUAAUGGCCGAUUGGAAAUAAUUAACGGAGCUUGGAGUAUGAACGACGAAGCCGCCGCUCAUUAUCAUUCGAUAAUCGAUCAAUUUACUUGGGGCUUAAAAACUAUUGAUGAUACAGUUGGAAAAUGUGGCAGACCGAAAAUUGGGUGGCAAAUCGACCCAUUCGGUCACAGCAAAGAAAUGGCAACAAUUUUUUCACAAAUAGGUUACGAAGCUGUGUUUUUCGCAAGGUUAGAUUAUAGAGAUAACAUUAACAGACAUAUCCAGCGAGAUUUAGAAAUGAUUUGGCAGGGAAGUCAAGAUUUAGGAAAUUCAUCAAACAUUUUCACUGGUGUCUUAUACGAUUUUUAUACAGCACCAGCGUAUUUCUGUUGGGAUGUUUUAUGCUCUGACAUGCCUAUUGUUGACGAUGAAACUAGCCCAGAAUAUAAUUUAGAUGAUAGAGUAGAAGAAUUUGCUGAUUAUGUUCUUAAAGGUGCUUCUAAUUUCAAAACAAAGCAUCUUUUAGUCACGAUGGGUGGUGAUUUUACUUAUCAAGCAGCAGAAAUGUAUUUUAUCAAUAUGGAUAGAUUAAUUGCUGGAUUUAAAAAGCUUCGUCCUGACAUUAACGUAAUAUACUCAACUCCAUCUUGUUAUGUUAAAGCAGUUAACGAAGCUGCUAAAGCACAAGACAUAACUUAUCAGGUUAAAACUGACGAUUUCUUCCCAUAUGCAAGUGAUGCCCAUUCGUAUUGGACUGGUUAUUUCACAUCGCGUCCAAAUUCAAAACGUAAUGAACGUAUGGGAAAUAAUUUCCUUCAGGUGAUUAAACAACUCAAUAGUUUCAAACAAUUCGCUGAUGAUAACGAUGACGAAGACAAUUCUAUUCUAUUAAAAGAAGCGAUGGGAAUUAUGCAACAUCAUGAUGCUAUUACUGGAACUGAGAAACAACACGUUGCACAAGAUUAUGCUCGUUUAGUUACAAAAGGAAUUCAUGCCGCUGAAGAAGGAAUUGAUUCUAUUAUUGCAAAUCUUUUAAAGAAAACUGACGAUGUAUCCUCUGUAACCUUGCCGUUUAAAUCAUGUCUUCUUGCAAACGUAUCACAUUGUGAAGCCUCAUCUUUCGAUACUUUCACAGUCGCAGUUUAUAAUCCUUUGAGUAGAAACGUAAAUCAUUAUGUUCGUUUGCCUGUGAGUGGAGAUUCUUACACUGUAACGGGACCUAAAGGAGUCGUUUCAAGUGCAAUUUUGCCGACCAUCCAUGAUUUUGAAUACGUCGACGAAAUUACGCCAUUGUCGCAGGAGUUAGUUUUCUUGGCUAAAGACGUCCCGCCCUUGGGAUUACAGUAUUAUUACGUGGAUAAGUCUACUCGGCAGGAAAAUGUUACGGUCGAAGUGCAGGAGAUUAGACUUGGAACAACGGAAACAGGAUUUGAAAUUGAUUCAGAAACUGGUUUAUUAAAAACAGUAACAAUGAAUGGAAUCACACUUCCAGUAACUCAAAAUUUCAUGUAUUAUAAUGGCGCAAAUGGUACAAAUAUUGACGGUGAAAGACGAGCUUCCGGUGCUUAUAUAUUCCGCCCUGCUAAAUCCACUCCAGAAGCUUUACCGAUUUCCACACAAGCAACGUACAAAGUGUACACUUCUGAUUUAGUCGAUGAAGUUCAUCAAGAAUUUAAUGAUUGGGUUAAACAAAUAAUUCGUGUUUACAAAGAAAAUAAUCAUAUUGAAUUUGAUUGGCUUAUUGGACCAAUUGAAAGUCCAGAGUAUCAAGGUGUUGAAGUAGUAACUCGAUUUAUUACCGACUUGAAAACAGACGCCACGUUUUACACUGAUUCGAACGGACGGCAGAUGGUGAAAAGGGUGCGCAAUUUCAGAGAAACAUAUGAAUAUACGAAUGAGGAGCCCGUUUCAGGAAACUAUUACCCAAUAACAUCCAAGAUUACCUUACAAGAUCUCGAAAGGAAUAUUGAGUUUGCUGUUUUAAAUGAUCGGGCUCAAGGUGGUGGAAGUUUAAACGAUGGAGAAGUUGAAUUAAUGGUUCAUAGAAGGUUAUUAAAUGAUGAUAACUUUGGUGUUGGUGAAGCUUUGAAUGAAUAUGAAUUCGGGCAAGGAGUUGUUGUUCGUGGGCAACAUUAUUUAACAUUGGGGUCGAUGAAUUCGAACUCUGAUGGAAAAUCAUCUGCUGCCCAACAAAGAGAUUUGGCGGCUAAAAAGCUUUUGGCACCUUGGGUUGUUGUAGCACCUGCAAGUGAUUCUUCCUUAGAAAAUUUAAGUUCAAAAUUAAACUUCGAGUUUUCCGGGUUGACUAGAUCUUUACCAGAAAACGUGCAAAUCUUAACUUUAGAACCAUGGGGAAGCAAUAAAGUUCUUUUCAGAUUAGAACACACCCUUUCUAAUAACGAAGAUGCAACGUUAUCACAACCGGCUGAAGUUAACAUUGAUGGACUUUUUACAUUAUUCGAUAUCGUCGAUAUGCAGGAAAUGAACUUGGCUGGCAACGUUCCAAUAGAUGAAAUCGACAGGAUGGAAUGGAAUGGAGUGUCAUCAGUAAAAACGCAAUCGCAGAGAGACGUUCAAUCACCCAUAGUUUUGAAACCGAUGGCUAUUCGUACUUUUAUUCUUACCAUUACCAAAAAAAAUUAAAAUAAUUGGUUAAUUCAUAAAAGAAUUACUUUAAUAAAUUCUAUUUUGCAUACUAAAA
Messenger RNA from Onthophagus taurus, 3178 nucleotides. Lineage: Eukaryota; Metazoa; Arthropoda; Insecta; Coleoptera; Scarabaeidae. The record is from RefSeq and is a predicted model, not a curated record.